CCCGAAACUGUCAGAAUUAAAUGCAGUAUAUGACAAAAGUUACCGUUCAAAACUACCACAAUGCGAGACAGACAACGGUUAGCAGGCGGCGUGCAAUGCUAAGUAUUCCGGCUACAGCUUCAUAAUAAGGCUCCCGGGCCUUGUUUUGACCUUAACGGCAGAUAAUGUGAUGCUGUGUUGCUAGCAAAGACUGCUAUCGUUAUAUGCCUAGCUAGCUGACAGCUGCAGCAGCAUGGAGUGACUGUGCUGGGAAAGAAAACGCCAAAUCAUUUUCUUAUUUUAGAGUCAAUGCUAUCCGCCCGAGCGGUUGCGGUGGGUUUCACUCUGAUAACGGUGGGCAAAGCAAUGACCUCUGUAGCAGCGACGACAUCCCCUGAGUCUCGGGGGCUGCAUGCAGCAGCCAGCCGGGAUGCACGCUCCGGGAGUCCGCGGCAGAGGCUGCAGAGGCUGUCUGCGGUGCCCGGUUACGUCCCGAGCCGAGUUAACGACCUGCUGCUCCUGCGGCCUGACACAGAGAACCCGAGUACGCCACAACCGAAGGAGAAGAGCAGUAACAGGCAUGUCGUGUUUUUCCACGGGGAUAUUCAGAACUUCCAGGAGGAGAUGGCCCUGCAGCCUGAGGGAGCCCAGUGGCUCUCCUGGAGCCUGGAGCAGGUAGCCUUCACCCUGGGCCGACGUUUCCCUGACCGAUAUGUUUGGGUGGUCCGGGCCUCGCGCAUGUAUCUCCACAAGUUCAGCUGCUACCACAACUUUGUGGAGAGCAACAUGUUCGGGGCACCGGAGCACUCGCCGUACUCACCUGACUUGGGAGCGUUUCGCCAUCUCAGGACCCUGCUGAGCCACGGCAUGGAGCGAGCCAACCUCCCAAACCCCCUCCAGCCACAAGGAGGCACUGAUAGCAUCCCCUCAGGAUUUUCGCUGACACUGGUGGGCUUCAGCAAAGGCUGCGUGGUGCUGAACCAGAUGGUGUACGAGCUGGGCGGCGCCCGCGCCGACCCGCAGAUGUCUCCUUUCGUUAAAUGCAUCUCGGCCAUGUACUGGCUGGACGGCGGACACCCGGGCGGCAGCGAGACCUGGGUGACGGACAAGCAGGUGCUGAAGGAGCUUGCGGCCAGCGGAGUGUCAGUUCACGCCCACGUCACCCCUUAUGAGGUGUGUGACCCGAUGCGGGCCUGGGUGGGCCGUGAGCACGGACACUUCAUCAAAACCCUGGAGGAGUUUGGGGCCUGUCCGAGUAAGAAGCUGCACUUCGAGGAUGAGCCCCCCUCCAUCGAGAACCACUUCAGGGUCAUCCAGGAGUUUUGAGUUUGGUUCAGAGUGGCUGUGAGCACUUCACACACACACGUUUGUACAUCUAUCUUUGCGAGGACACACUUUGACAUAAUGCAUUCCCAUUAUUGCCCUUUGCCCCUAACCCUAACAUCAACCAUCUGAACUGAAUGCCUAACCCUUAAACCAAGUCUUAACCCUGGAACCAUUUUAAGGUGUGUCAGAAAGUGAGGACAGAAAAUGUCCUCAACCUGUAAGGUCUAUUCUUUUUUUUUGGUCCUCAUAAAGAUAGAUGUACAAGCACACACAUGCAUCAAAAACCUGAUCUGAUUGUUCGAACAUCACUGAGCGCUUUAGAUUAUAUUAGAAUACUGAUUGUGUGUCUUACUCGCUGGUCUUACCUCAAUCUUUUGGUGAUUUAAGGGCUCAGACUUUAGAGUGUGGGACAGAUGCCGGUGUGUUUUACUUUGUGUUUCCUUCCUAUGACAAAAUGCACUUAAUCUGAGGAGGGAAUCCUUCCUCCUUCUCCCCUGUGGCCCCGAGCAGGAGCAUGCAGGUAUGAAAAAGCAGAUGUUGGAUAGUUUUAACAUCCAGUGUCUUUGUCCUUUCUUAUUUUACUCUUUAGUCUAAAUGUCAGCUUUUGCAUUUGAUUUUGGCUCAGAGCUGCUGCAGAGCUGUCGUUUUCCAAACAUGAAUGAUUCAUGUUGUUCCAGUUUGAUUUUGCUUAUGAGGGAAUUUCUAUGAUUUAAGGUUUGUAAGAGUUAGUGACUUAGUUUUUCUUACGUCUGCCAUGAUUUUAGAUUUAACUGAAUGUGUGUUUGGUUAAAGCAGAGCAGCUUAGCACAUUCUCUUUAUACCUGCACUUGUGUUGAGCUACUUUCAGACAGGUGAACGUCUUCACGUGACGUCACCGGCUGGUCUCUCCGUGGUGAUUCUUGAUUGUAUUUUAACUGCGGUCAGUUAACGAAGCCAAGUACUCGGUCAGAAAGUUAAAGAAUGGUUCUGUCAUUCUCUCAGUACUUUCUCAGACCUUUUGUAUGUAAAUGGCCAACAGCUGCACUCCAAGAGAAAAAAGGAAAAACCAAAACUUAGAGGCUCCAUUUAUUUAUGUUCUGGAACUUUUGAUCAUAUCACAUGAUCUUCAUCGGCCAGUGGACUUCAGCUACUGCGAAUGUCAUUGUCUGGUGAGGAUCAUGAGAAUCUUGAGGUGAGAUUUAGUUAACAGCUGUUGUCAAAUUUAAGAACAAACUUUCUCAAACUCCAAACAUGUUUUGUUGACAUAUCAGCUGAUUUCAUCAUAACAAACGUUCCUCAUUAUCACAUGUCACUUUUUCUAAAUAUUAACUGAUAAAUGUUAAUUUGCUGUCUUUCUGAUUGGAUCUUUUCUUCACACCUCUUGCAUUUUUAUUUUUACAAUAUACCAAAUUAGACAAACUAAAAAUGUUUACAAUGUAAAGUUUUGUUAAAAUGAAAGUUGGCAAGUAGAAUUAACAAGACGGUAUAUUCUUCAUGUUCUUGUCAGAAUACUUUAUCCUCACAGUCGCAGAUAUAUGUUAUAUAUACUGAACUGUUUUUAUCUGACUGCAGCAACUGUGCAUCGCAAUAUGUAAAAGAAAAAAACAAAACAAAAAAACAACAACACUUACUUGCUAGUUUUGUCUCAGUUGUCCAGUAAAAUGAAGUGGCUCGCUCAGAUCACACAGCUGAUGACCUGUUGGUGUUGGCAGCCUGUGUAUUAAUCUCUGUAUGUUGUAUUCCAGUCUGUGUAAGCUUACAUAGCAUCUUUGCACUAUGCUGAUGGCUGCAGCUCGUUUUGCUGAAUGUAACUUCAGAGCAUUCCAUUAUGUUUACUACUCGCUGUGCGUUACUGUUUAAAAAACCCUGUGAGUGUUUAACUGGGGCAGAUAUUAACCUCUUUUGUUUUUAAGUUAUGUAGCCAGUGCACAGCCAACAUAACAUACAGUGCUUUAAACCAUCCGCUCACUAACUGGUACACAUUGACACCAUGCCACUUUGUCCUGUCAACGGUUAACCAGUGAUGGACAGUGCCGUUUGUUGGAGCUCUCUCGAACCAGCAGGUGGCAGCAGUGUGGAGACGGAAGAGAACAAGGAACAAAAGACAUCAGAUGCUCCUUCAGAUAUUUUCUACAACCUUUAAUGAGCUUUUUCAGUUUGCUUUGUGACGCCUAUAUAUUAGUCUGCAGUUGAUCAGAAUACAAUACGGAUUAUGUCUGUUUUUUUUUUCUUUUCUUUAGUCAUUUCGGAUGCAAUCAGGAUGCUCAUACAUUAAAAAAAUAUAAAAGGCAAAAUAAACAUACAUCUCUUAAACAUUUA
Toxotes jaculatrix (banded archerfish) is the source of this 3603-nucleotide messenger RNA. It is a transcript of the gene c15h2orf69, whose product is annotated as chromosome 15 C2orf69 homolog. Bases 289 to 1305 code for a protein of 338 amino acids. The record is from RefSeq and is a predicted model, not a curated record. Lineage: Eukaryota; Metazoa; Chordata; Actinopteri; Toxotidae. The transcript has 3 exons. Gene Ontology annotation, cellular component: mitochondrion.